UUUCGUUGCUAUUGGUUCGUUACCACGGCAAUUGUAAGGCCCAAAACAGCUGUUGGCUAUUUAGUUAGCGUUAAGGAGAGUACUUCUUUUGGCGGCUCGCUUAAAAACACACAAGAUGGACUCAGCUCGCAAUGCAAAUAUUUGUAGGCGAUUCUUAAAUGGCUCGUGCAGAUUUGGCCCAAGAUGUUAUUACAGACAUGAGUGGCCUGUAGUGCCAUCGUCCCAAAUAUGUAGAUACUAUCAGAAAGGUGCAUGUUGGUAUGGUGAACGCUGCAGGUAUCUCCAUGUUCUCCAGCCUGUGGUUGGCAUGGCUGGCGCAGGUAGAAGGGGUACAGUGCCUUCUGUUUCCUUCCCCAGUGAGGCUCACUCUUCCACUGACAGAAGAGGUUCAGAACCAUCAUUUCUACAUUCUAAUGUCACAUCCAGGCAGGAAUGCAGUGGAUCACAGCAGACAGUUAAUGCCUUAAAUCCUCAGCACAACACUACACCUGAUGAUGCAAGGACCCAGUCACAAGUGCAAACUAGCGUGGAGCCUGUUCAGAACCCAGAAAUUGCUCAAGCAAGUGAAAAUCAAGAGGUAGAGGAGGGGUCGUCUGAAUCUGAACCACAUGAGGGUGGAGCUGCUGCUGCUUCAGCUCAGAGUAAUGGAGGUGAGGAGGAAAUGGAGGCCUUCCUGCAGAGUAAUAAUGUAAUCUGUGGGAUCUGUAUGGAAAAAGUCUAUGAAAAGGAGAAUACAAAAGAUCACAUGUUUGGGAUUUUGCCAAACUGCAAUCAUCCCUUCUGUUUACAAUGCAUCACAACCUGGAGGAAAACAAAAGAUUUCAGGCCUGAAGUUGUAAGGUCUUGCCCACAGUGUCGAGUGAGGUCUGCUUUUUACGUGCCAAGCAAGUACUGGGUUGAAGGACAAGCAAAGCAGAGUUUGAUUGAUUCAUUCAAGAAGAAAUUUAGUAAGAAAAGAUGCUGCUUCUAUGACCGAUGUGGAUACUGUCCCUUCAAAACAGAGUGUCUUUAUCAACACAUUGGGAGCUUCAAUCACGUGUUUUCUUAUUUCUCUGAAGACGAUGACGAUGAAGAUGGUGUUGAUCUGCUUGGCUUUUUCCUAGCUAUGACCCUUCUUGGUGGUGAAGAUAGUGAUGAUGACAUGCCCGUUUACAUAGCUGAAGACGACUAGUUCUGAGUAGCUUCAUUAUUUCUUUCAGUGACCAAAACACUGAUUGUGACAUCACUAAAACGGCUUGUUCUGGGAAUCAUGCCUGUGUUUUGACUCCUUUAUUGAAUCUGUACUAAACCACUAUUGAAGUGGCCUUUUAUCAUCAUCAUCAAUAUCUCUGCUUUUGCCACAGAGUCCUAAGUGCGUUUAGGUUUUUGUAUUGUCACAACUGAUUUUGUAAUCUGUCAUUUGUGCCGUUUAGCUAAUCAUGCUAUAGUUGGAUUAGAAUCAUUUGAUCCCGACCUUUCCACAGCGUGUGAUUUGACUUUCCCAGAUGAAACCGCAUUCAUCAUAUCCCUGAUUUUGGUUGACAUCCAUUUUCUUAUAUAUUGAGGUAAUUUACCAACCUUGGUGUCUUGUUUACUUUCCACCCAUACUAUUUACUCAUCACAUUGUUGAUGGCUCAUUUUGAACUAGUUCUAGUAAUUUUGGAAACUAUAGAUGUUUUUAAAGUGUUGUGUGGAUGGUGGUUUUAAUUGCCUAAAGGUAAAAAGUACACUGUGCCCCUUCUUGAUCAACUUUAAUACUGAUUAUUUGCCUCAAGUGAUUGCUGUGACUUUUCCUAGUUUGGGGCAAGAAUGUGACAUUGAGAUUUUAUCCCUUUUUUUAAAAGACGAAAAAAAAAGUUGUACACUGAAAAUAAAACGUUUGCCUCACUGAAUAAAUGUCUUGUAUUGAA
Nothobranchius furzeri (turquoise killifish) is the source of this 1889-nucleotide messenger RNA. It is a transcript of the gene mkrn4, whose product is annotated as makorin, ring finger protein, 4. The record is from RefSeq and is a predicted model, not a curated record. Gene Ontology annotation, molecular function: ubiquitin protein ligase activity; metal ion binding. Lineage: Eukaryota; Metazoa; Chordata; Actinopteri; Cyprinodontiformes; Nothobranchiidae. Gene Ontology annotation, biological process: protein polyubiquitination.